UUCAAACGUCAAUAGCGGAUGGUGAAGUUGUCGACAGGUCUUACAAAAUCUUUAGAAAGGAUAGGGAUCCUAUGAUCAGUGGUUUUGAACGUGGAGGUGGAGUCUUCAUUGCAGUAAAGCGUUCCAUUCAUUCUGAGCUAGUUAUCAUAAACGACAACACCCUGGAACAAGUAUUUAUCAAAAUUAAAGAUUCGUUGUCAUAUAUCCGUGACAAACUACCGGAUGCGAGUCUACUGAUCAUAGGUGACUAUAAUCUUCCCAGCAGUAUAUCAAGGACAGAAUGCACCAAAAUAAUCUACGAAAAUCUAUCCAUGCUUGGAUGCCAGCAAUUCAAUAAUGUCCUAAAUAUUGACCACAAAACCCUGGACUUGUGCUUCAGCAAUGCUGGUAUCGUGCUAUGUAAAACACCAGCUAUCAUCGAGGAAGACAAACUUCACCCAGCAAUAGAUAUUACCCUUGAGUUUAACACGCAUCUUAGACCAGAAGUAUCAUCAAGUUAUGUAUUCAAGAAAGCAGAUUAUGACAGCUUAAAUAAUUUUUUCAUCAGAACUAAUUGGAUCGAUCUCUACAAAAUUGAUUAUAUAGAUGAUAAAUUGAAUUGGUUUUACCAAAAGGUGUACGAAGGCGUUGAUAAAUUCGUCCCGCUACACGCUAAAAAACCCAGUAACUAUCCGUGUUGGUUUACCUUGGAACUUAUACGUAAAAUAAAAUUAAAAAACAAGGCACACGCAAUCUACAAACAAAGAAGCACAAGACUCAACUAUAAUAGGUUCACCAGUUUAAGACACGAGUGUAAAGCAUUAAGUGCUAGAUGUUACCGGAAUUAUGUGAUCCAGGUGGAAGACUCCAUCAAGACAGACACCCAAGCCUUCUGGAAAUUCAUCAAGAACAAGAAAAAAUAUAAUACAGAGAUACCGGCGAAAGUACAUUGGAACAAUUCAACAGCGAACACUGGAGAAGAUAUUAGUAACUUAUUUGCAUCUUUCUUUGAGGGUACCUAUACAUCCUCUGAUGCUGAAUACACACAAGAUUCAGAGGCCGUACAUGUAGCUCCAACUAAUCAUGACGGCAAUUUCGGAACAAACUGCAACUUAUCCGACAUGGAUGCUACCUUUGACGUCGUCUUCAAACAGCUAACAUUACUUGAUACAAAUAAAGGCGCAGGCCCCGAUGGACUACCAAAUAUUUUCCUUCGAGGUUGUGCGAUGCGAAGAUUUUCGCUAACAAUAAAAUCAAAAAGCGACUCACCUCCAGUGUUGGUAUCUGAGCUCCCUCAGACCGAAUGUCGCAAGUUGGCGUCCGAACCGAUGAUGUCACCGGCACCAUUCCGAGACGCUUCAGCCAAGGCCCUCCUUAGCAAUGCGGGAAGCGGCUCCACCUCAUCAUCGUGA
Bactrocera neohumeralis is the source of this 1391-nucleotide messenger RNA. RefSeq lists its product as uncharacterized. Bases 72 to 1391 code for a protein of 439 amino acids. Lineage: Eukaryota; Metazoa; Arthropoda; Insecta; Diptera; Tephritidae. The transcript is spliced from 3 exons. The record is from RefSeq and is a predicted model, not a curated record.